GGCAGCCGAGUAGGCCGGGGCUGCCGUAGCCGAGGGCCGGGGGCUGCAUGUCCGGGGCCGCCCGGUCACCUUUGCCCCGCGUGUCUCUUGCAGAAAAGCUUCACUGGCCUGAGCAAGAGUUCGCCACCAAGUCCCUGCUGAGCCCCGGGGAGAAGCUGAUCAUUGACUGUGAGAACAACCUUUCCCACUUGACUUCGGGAAUCCUGAAAGACAUUUUCACGACUGGAACCAGCAGCUACAAUGUCCUGCUCCAGUCCAAGGAGGAGAAGAAGAACCAGCUGUCGAAGCCGCCGUCCCCGGCCCACCACCGGCGGCACCGGAAGCCCAGCCGCUCGCCGGGGUCCCCACGGGGCAAGGAGCAGCACCACCGCAAGAUCAAGGUGCCCAUGCCCCUGAGCAACAACAGCUGGUGCUACCUGAACAAGCAGCCGUCCAUCUUCGUCAACAACCCGCUGCCCGGCGGCAUCAAGUUCUCCAGCAGCUUCGGGGUGAGCGGCAGCGGCCUGGCCCCCAGGCCCAAGACCAAGGCCAAGAGGCACUUCUCCACGCUGGCCAAGCCCAAGCAGCCCCCGACGGUGCCCAAGAACUUCGAGAAGGGCGACGACCCCGCCAAGAGGCUCUGCAUCCUCACGGCCAUCAAGCCCACCAACCUGGAGAGGGAGAAGGCCAAGUUCUUCAAGGCCGAGUUCGCCUACAACCCCCAGUUUGAGUACGCCAACCCGACCGUGCCCGCCGUGCUGGCGAAGCACGGUCAGGCGUCCGACCGCUUCCUGAAGCAGUCUGUCAAUAUUAUGGAGAGAACGUUACAGAGAUACGGAAGUUAUGAGAAUUUUGAACAGUCCACCGGGGGCUGCUUAUUGUCCAAAACGCGCAUCUGGAGCCAUGUCAGGAAGUACAUGACCAAGGAAGGCUGCCUCGGGGAGAUUGUGGUUCAUCUCACUGAAGAUCUGCUGUCCCGAGCGUCCAUGACAGUGGUCAAUGGCUGUCCGACGCUGACCAUCAACGUCUCCACCGCCCGUGAGCACUGGCUGGAGGGGAUGUUGAGGCACGAAAUCGGAACGCACUAUUUUCGCGGGAUCAACAAUCUCCAGCAGCCCUGGAGCAACUGGACGGGCCGUAAGAAGUACGGCCUGCGGCCCAACAACCCCACGGAGGAGGGGCUGGCCAGCAUCCACAGCGUGCUCUUCCGCAAGGACCCCCUGCUGUGGCGCGCCGCCCUGCUCUACUACACGGUCUACCAGGCCAGCCAGAUGUCCUUCAGCGAGCUCUUCCAGGAUGUGGGGAAGUUUGUGAAGGACCCCAACACGCGGUGGGACUACUGUGUGCGCGCCAAGCGGGGCUGGACUGACACUUCCCAGCCAGGUUGUUUCAACAAAGACCAAGUCUACCUGGAUGGCAUUCUUCAGAUCCUGAGGUACAGAGAGUCCAUCGACUUCCACUUGCUGACCACCCUGGGCAAGGUGUCCUUCGAGGACGUGGAGCGCUUGAAAACGCUGGCCGUCACGGAGAACCUGAGGGUCCCCCAUUUCCUGCAGGACAGUGAUCGGUACAUGGAACAGUUACAGAAAAUCAUGGAGGUGAAUGAGCUGACGGACAAGGAGCUCCAAGACCUCAUAUUCUAACGGCUGACCCGCCCUGGAGAGCUACGGACCCACACCUGGACUGUGCUGGUGUCAGAAAUUUUAUGAAAGCAAAGCAGUGAUUUAUGCAAGUUUUCAGUGAGGAAGAUCUGCAGUAUUCAGCAAUGUUUAUUAAGUGCGUUAAAAUACAAACCUGAAACAAU
Messenger RNA from Antechinus flavipes (yellow-footed antechinus), 1783 nucleotides. It is a transcript of the gene MATCAP2, whose product is annotated as microtubule associated tyrosine carboxypeptidase 2. The coding region runs from base 48 to 1622 and encodes 524 amino acids. The record is from RefSeq and is a predicted model, not a curated record. NCBI's taxonomy places the organism in Eukaryota, Metazoa, Chordata, Mammalia, Dasyuromorphia, Dasyuridae. The transcript has 6 exons.